AUGAUGCAGCUCUUUUUUGUACCGAUUAUGAUUGUGAUGGUGGGUAUGACGUCUGUGGUAAACGCGCUGGAUCGAGAGAAGCGGCUGGAGGUGCUGAGUCCCGUGCACGGUCGCAUCGUGGAUUUCCAGUACGAUGACUUGUUGGAAAACCAGCAGGAGCGUCUGUGCUACGACUACGAACUCACGCAGGAAGAGAAUCCAGUGUGCGCUUCAAAUGGCAAGAGGUAUUCGAAUCCGAGCGUGUUUGAAUUUAACAAGUGCUUGAUCGCGGCGAUGGACCAACUGGACAUUCAGAUCGUGGACAUGGAGAUUUGCCGAGACGCGGAGUUGGAAGACCUCGAGCACCAUGACAAGUGA
Messenger RNA from Peronospora matthiolae, 357 nucleotides. The record is from the annotation of a GenBank genome assembly. NCBI's taxonomy places the organism in Eukaryota, Oomycota, Peronosporomycetes, Peronosporales, Peronosporaceae.